Messenger RNA from Aspergillus ruber CBS 135680, 966 nucleotides. RefSeq lists its product as uncharacterized. The record is from RefSeq and is a predicted model, not a curated record. Bases 397 to 900 code for a protein of 167 amino acids. The transcript has a single exon. NCBI's taxonomy places the organism in Eukaryota, Fungi, Ascomycota, Eurotiomycetes, Eurotiales, Aspergillaceae.
AGAAUUGCAAAAUAGGAUUAGAGUGAGUACUAUCUCGCAAUCCAUUAGUUGCAGCAUGUCCUUGAUAUUCUUAUACUAGCAGAAGUAGCAUUAUUCAUCCUGUUGUCCAUCCAUCAACAAAGCUUUAUGGGGAGUAAACUCGUCAAUGAAUCCCAGACUUGAAAAACAAGACAACAAAGACCCAUUCAUCCAUUCAUUCACAAACAGUUUUUCUCGUUUUGUUCUGUUUGCCCAUUUAACAAUUUUUCCCGUUACAGUAUUUAUUUUCUUGCUCGUCUCCCCUCCUCUCUCCCUUAAUCUCGCCUUGCAAUCAUUCUUACUUUUCACUACACUAACCAUCUUCAUUCCCUCUCUUCACUUUCAAUUUCAGGUCCAGUACCAACUCAUCUCGUCAACAUGAGCCUAAAUGACAGUUCCCAGGUCUGCAAGAGCUGCCGAGAACCAAUUGCAGAGGGCUCCAUUGGCAUCACAUCCGGCAUGUGUCUCUUUUGCAGUGCUAACCAUGGAGAGCUUCAGCAGCAAAUUCCAUCGUCGCAGUGUUCUUCGCAAGAAACCAUUGAACUGGAGACCUAUUCGCCUGCCCAGUCAGGCACUGAACAGGCUGCUGGUACUGGUCUCGACAGGAGCGCUGAAGAGAGCAAGGAUUAUGAGACUAAGGACGCUGAUGAUAGCAAGGGGGCCAUUAACACUGGCACUACUACCCCCGCUGAAGAGGAGAGUUCACCCUCUAAUGGCUACAAGGUAUGCCCCCCUGCCCUCUUGAUGCCAUCGUGGAAUCAACUAACAAACCCAGCGUCGUCGCCCAGCCUCCAAAAACAGCGACACCCUCAAACUAACCCCCGCCUGCGCCAAUUGCAAAAAAGCCAAAAUCCGCUGCACGCAUCGCCGCGUCCUUGGUGAAGACGGCAAUAUCUCCGCCGAUGACCAGACACCCCCUCGACUGCAGAAGAAAACCGUCCGACUCCG